CAACCAGGUAGUAGGUGUGAGUGUAUGUAGGUUUCUGAACGGUGGCAGUCCAGGAGACGAACCUUCCGAGGCAGGACACUUGACGAGUCGAGUUCAACUCCAGUGUCGUACCGGAGAGCGCCAUGCCAGUAUCACUGCAUCACGGAACCCUCAUUGCCUAGGAUUAUCAGCUUCUCCAGGCUACCGCAAUGUGGCCUGGAGCAUUGAAGUUACUCUUGUUAAUAAUUUUCCUGCAACAUCCGCUAAGAUGUAUGUCGCGGGAGAAGGAGAGAAACUUUCGGGAGAAGGAGAAGGACGUGUUAGACGACAUUCUCGGACCAGGACGGUACGACGCCCGUAUCCGGCCCAGCGGCGAAAACGCAACAGAUGGGCCCGCGAUUGUCCGCGUCAACAUAUUUGUUCGAAGUAUCUCAAAAAUAGAUGACGUUACUAUGGAGUAUUCUGUACAGUUAACAUUCCGGGAACAAUGGAUGGACGACCGAUUACAGUUUGACGAUGCCGAAGGUCGAUUAAAAUAUUUAACGCUAACGGAUGCUAGUCGCGUUUGGAUGCCGGAUCUGUUCUUUUCGAACGAGAAGGAGGGACAUUUUCACAAUAUAAUUAUGCCGAAUGUGUACAUUCGUAUCUUCCCCCACGGUUCCGUUCUUUACAGUAUACGGAUAUCCCUAACGUUAUCGUGUCCGAUGAAUUUAAAAUUGUACCCCCUGGAUCGACAAGUUUGUUCAUUGCGUAUGGCAAGUUACGGUUGGACUACCGACGAUUUGGUUUUCAUUUGGAAAGAAGGAGAUCCUGUCCAAGUUGUGAAAAAUUUACACCUGCCUCGAUUCACAUUGGAGAAAUUUCUUACUGAUUAUUGUAAUAGCAAAACGAACACAGGAGAAUACAGCUGUCUGAAAGUAGACCUAUUCUUCAAGAGAGAAUUCAGCUACUACCUUAUCCAGAUCUACAUCCCGUGCUGCAUGCUUGUCAUUGUAUCCUGGGUAUCAUUCUGGCUCGAUCAGAGUGCUGUGCCAGCUCGAGUCUCGCUAGGUGUGACAACUCUGUUGACGAUGGCCACGCAGACGUCAGGAAUAAAUGCCUCACUGCCACCAGUCUCUUAUACAAAGGCUAUUGAUAUAUGGACAGGCGUAUGCCUGACCUUUGUAUUCGGCGCUCUCCUCGAGUUCGCCUUAGUAAAUUACGCAUCGCGCAGCGACAUGCACAGUGAAAACAUGGUGAAAAAGUAUCCGCCGUCUGAAACCGAACAAUCAACAUCGAUCGAUCUGACCUCCGAUCAAGUCGAGCCAGAUAACACGUCGAAUUUCGCCAUGACCGGAUACGAUGGACCACUUCAACCGUCUCUACAGGUCGUGGCUAUCCAAGUUCCCGACGAAGUCCAAGCGCAUCGACGUCAUAUCGAGAAUUUUCUUCCCCAUCGUAUUCGCUUUCUUCAACCUAACGUACUGGUCAAGCUACCUGUUCCGGAAGGAGGGGGAGGACGAGUAAACGUCGACAAGGAAGCGCUUGGAUUAAGGAACGUGGCACGCGGCCAUUCCCACCAGUAUCACACCGGCACCACCGCCAACACCACCACCAACACCACCACCACAACCACCACGAACACCAACGCCAGAUCGCACCAUCGUUCGCGGCAUCGGCAUCUGUAUUACCAUUACAGGCCCUCCCAUCAUCACCAGCACCACCACCAUCACUGCGUCCUGCCGCAGCAGGACGAGGACGAGGACGAGGACGAGGAGGAGGAGGAGGAGGAGGAGGAGGAGGAGGAGCAGGAGCAGCAACAGCAGCCGCUCUCGACCCACCGUCACCAGCACCCACGGUUCUACACGAGCCAGAACGAGCCGAGGUCGGCCUCGUUCCCGUCGCUGCACAACGCCGAGGGCACCGGACGCUGCUCCCCGAGGAGCGCCCGUUGCUCCCCGAGGAGCGCCCGACACUCCUGCAAAAGCUCCGCAAGAUCCUCGCCGUCCACGUCCCCGUCGCCAUCCCCGUUCCCAUCGCCCACACCAUCCCCGACCACGUCUCGCAGGGCGACACCCUCGCCGCCGACAGCCGCCGGCCGCACAUCCUUCUCGCGGAACGACAAAUGUUGCUGGGGCCUGAUCCCUCGCGGCUGGUUCACGUCCCGGGACAAGGGCAGCGCGAGAAUCGACUUCAUCGCGCGACGCGCGUUUCCUCUCACCUUCAUCCUCUUCAACUUCGCCUAUUGGUCAAACUAUUUGUUCCAGGGCAAGGAUAGCGAUAACAGGCAGAAGUAAGUCGGGUAUUCACGCGCCGGGGGCUCGGAGCGGAUCCGGCGCAGCUUCCGCGAAGCUUCCGGCUCAACUGGCAUAACCGAAAUGACGUUGCGACGUGCCUUGUUGAGUUCGAUGGCCGUCUACGGACUCAGUUCGGUUUCUUGUUGAUCGAUUCGCGGAAUAAAACGAGCAAAACGCGCGGAAACGACGGGAACGAUUCAACGAAAGAUAAAUCUACUCCGAGAAACGCGUCUUUCUUCUUCGUAUCAUCGGACGUAAUACCAUUCGCUACAUUGGUACGAGCUCGGAGCUACGAUUGCUCCGGUUCUCGGAGUUCUCGAUUUCAUGUGUCGAUUACGUAUCAGCCGGAACCUUCGCGGAACAGGCGUCAACGAUAAUUCUGAGAGCCGUUUCAACCUCGGCCAUGAACACUCGAAUCCCUGGGAGAUAAUCGUUAACUACCUUGGACUGUAUACCAGCUGAGAGGGAACCAUCGCGCAUGGAAUCAACUCGCUAAGCCCGAGUCUAAAACUUCCAGGCCACCCCAGUUCUAGCACGAAACGUGUUCCUCUGAUCUAUCCGAAAGUGCCGAGACCGCCGGUCGGCUGGCGAACGCUUGCGGAACGACGACGAGAGCGUCGAUACGUUCGGCAUUUAGGGUGAAACCAUGGUGGUUCUGUAAGAUUGCGAACCGCGGUGGGGCCGAGGGCACAGUUUCGCUUGGCUGAAUUUCUCGUCUUUGCACGGCACUGAGCAGAUACGACAAAUUGGCGCGAUGGAGACGGAGAUUGAUAGGAGACGAUAGCGGGCGUUGUUGAAGACAGACUGAUUUUCCUGGGUAAAUUGUCGGCUUUGCGAGCAUAAAUGACAAAUUAUCUAGGGAAAUAGUUGGUUAGUAGCAAAAAUUGAGGUUCCAGGGGUGUAGCUAGCGAAUUGUGAGUAGUCGAGGAGCCUAAUAAACACCAAUCAAACAGCUUCUGCUAGAUAAAUUGUCGUUUUUGCUCGCUUCUGAGAAGAAACGACAAAUUAGCUAGCGAAAUACUCGGCCAAUAGCAAAAAUUGAGGUCCCAGGGGUGUAGCUAGCGAAUUAUGAGUAUUCGAGGAGCCUAAUAAACACGAAUCAAACAGCUUUUGCUAGAUAAAUUGUCGGUUUGCUCGCUUCUCAGCAGAAACGACAAAUUAGCUAGCGAAUAUACUCGAUCAGUAACAAAAAUUGAGGUUCCAGGGGUGUAGCUAGCGAACUAUGAGUAGUCGAGAAGCCUAAUAAACACCAAUCAAACAGCCUUUCCUUGGUUAAACUGUCGUUUUUGCUCGCUUCUAAGUAGGAACGACAAAUUAGCUAGGAAAAUAUUCGGUUAGUGAGGAAAAUAGGAGUCUCAGGGGUGUAGCUAGAGAACUGUGAAUAGUCGAGGAGCCUAAUGAACAGAAAUCAAACAGCUUUUGCUAGAUAAAUUGUCGUCUUUGCAUGCUUCUGAGCAGAAACGACAAAUUAGCUAGCGAAAUACUCGAUCAGUAACAAAAAUUGAGGUUCCAGGGGUGUAGCUAGCGAACUAUGAGUAGACGAAGAGCCUAAUAAACAUCAAUCAGAUAGCUUUUGCUAGAUAAAUUAUCGUUUCUGCUCGCUUUUGAGUAGAAACGACAAAUUAGCUAGGGAAAUAUUCGGUUAGUGACGAAAAUAGGAGUCUCAGGGGUGUAGCUAGAGAACUGUGAACGGUCGAGGAGCCUAGUGAACAGAAAUCAAACAGCUUUUGCUAGAUAAAUUGACGUAUUUGCACGAUUUUGAGCAGAAAUGACAAAUUAGCUAACAAAAUACUCGGUCAGUAACGAAAAUAGGAAUCUCAGGGGUGUAGCUAGAGAACUGUGAACAAUUGAGGAGCUUAAUAAACAGAAAUCAGACAGUUUUUUCCAGCUAAAUUGUCGUAUUUGCACGCUUCUGAGCAUAAACGACAAAUUUACUAAUGAGGACCGCGAUCAGUAACAAAAAUAGUGGUUUCAGGGGUGUAGCUAGAAAACUGUGAACAGUCGAGGAGCUUAAUAAAUAAAAAUCAGACAGCUCUUACCAGCUAAAUUGUCGUAUUUGCACGCUUCUGAGCAUAAACGACAAAUUUACUAAUGAGGACCGCGAUCAGUAACAAAAAUAGUGGUUUCAGGGGUGUAGCUAGAAAACUGUGAACAGUCGAGGAGCUUAAUAAAUAAAAAUCAGACAGCUCUUACCAGCUAAAUUGUCGUAUUUGCACGCUUCUGAGCAUAAACGACAAAUUUACUAAUGAGGACCACGAUCGGUAACAAAAAUGGAGGUUUCAGGGGUGUAGCUAGAGAACUAUGAACAAUCGAGGUGCCUAAUAAACACCAAUCAGACAACCUUUCCAGCUAAAUUGUCGUCUUCGCGCGUUUUUGAGCAUAAACGACAAAUUAGCUAGCGAAAACCUCGAUCACUAACCAAACUAAGCGUCUCAGGAGCGUAUCUAGCGAACUAUGAACAAUCGAGAAGCCUAAUAAACACAAAUCGAACAGCUUUUUCCAGCUAAAUUGUCGUCUUCGCACGCCGUCCGAGCAUUAACGACAAAUCAGCCAGCGAUAGAACCUCGGCCCCUAACGAAGGAUCGCGAGGAGAAAGGAAACCGAAAAAAAGAAUCACCGAUGAGGAAACUCACCGAUUACAGUUCCAAGCCAGCCAGCUGGUCGUCUCCGCGCAAUAGUAUCUCGCGAAUCUACGUCGUAAGAACGAAGAUAGACCGUAAAUCCGUGCCUGAAGUUCGAUGAUUGAAAGACCAAGGAAAGCGCAACGAAGUAACAACGCUCGAUACAGUAGCAAGUAGUCGGCGAGGUCUUUAGGGUAAUCGCCGGAAGAACAGAUAGCACGAUCGAAGUGACGAAAAAGGGGGAAGGGUGGGAAAGAAACGAAGUCGGUAGAACGGUGUAACGAAAUCCGUAUCCCUCGUGUUCUGCGAGCACGUAUCAUAAGCGUACACACCGUACACACGUCCACACGAUUAUACACAUACGGGAGGAGAGGAGUACAUAUGGACGACACAUAGGACGGGAACACUCGCAGCAAACAGUUUACAUACACACGUACACACAGCCACCUGUAACAUAUAUGCAUAAUCGGGAGACCGCGCGCCACUGGAUGAAAACCAAUGUAGUGGGCCCUGUAUAGCCACGGCCUGUUGACGAAACUACAAGCGAAUAAAUUUAUAAAUAAUAUAACUUAAUAUAAUUGAGAAGUAAAUCGUUAAUGAAACAAUGAUUCCUGUGUAUAAAAGAGGGAGGGUAGGGAGGGAGGGAGGAGGGGAGGGAGAGAGUCAGAGAAAGGGAAAAUCCUCAGUCUUACAGGGACAGCAAUUUCGGAUCGACGAAUUUUGUAACGUUGACUCGAGGCGACA
Megalopta genalis is the source of this 5620-nucleotide messenger RNA. It is a transcript of the gene GluClalpha, whose product is annotated as glycine receptor alpha 1. Gene Ontology annotation, molecular function: transmembrane signaling receptor activity; extracellular ligand-gated monoatomic ion channel activity. The record is from RefSeq and is a predicted model, not a curated record. Lineage: Eukaryota; Metazoa; Arthropoda; Insecta; Hymenoptera; Halictidae. Gene Ontology annotation, biological process: monoatomic ion transmembrane transport. Gene Ontology annotation, cellular component: membrane.